This is a messenger RNA of Habropoda laboriosa, 1844 nucleotides long. RefSeq names its product synaptic vesicle glycoprotein 2B-like. NCBI's taxonomy places the organism in Eukaryota, Metazoa, Arthropoda, Insecta, Hymenoptera, Apidae. Gene Ontology annotation, molecular function: transmembrane transporter activity. Gene Ontology annotation, biological process: transmembrane transport. The record is from RefSeq and is a predicted model, not a curated record. Bases 5 to 1594 code for a protein of 529 amino acids. Gene Ontology annotation, cellular component: membrane. The transcript is spliced from 10 exons.
CGCUAUGGUUAACCAGAUCAGGUCCCUGUCUUAUUUCGUGGAAAGUAACGGAGCUAAGGAAGGAACUGCAGAUUUCGAGAAAGCCAUCAAACUUUGCGGAUACGGAAGAUUUCACUAUGGCUUCCUGCUUCUCUGUGGAGCGAUGUUCCUCUGCGUCGGUUGUCAAAAUGGCAUAAACGCGUAUAUUUUGCCAUCCGCAGAAUGCGAUCUCAAAUUAACAUCCGAGCAGAAAGGUCUCCUGAACGUUUCCUUUCUCUUAGGAGGAGUCAUAAGUGCUAUUUUCUGGGGAGUUUUCGCCGAUGCUUAUGGCAGAAAAUAUAUUCUCCUCCUCACUUUACUGAGCGACAGUAUUUUAUCAAUUGGAGGAAGCUUCUCUCAAAGCUUCAAGGUACUCCUGCUUUUCAGGGCUCUCAGCGGAUUUUUCAUUGGCGCUCCUGGCUCUCUGGUCUACACGUAUCUUGGGGAAUUCCAUGCAGAGAAACAGAGAGUAAGAUCCAUCUGUUAUGUAGGACUCUUUUGGACAAUUUCGUGGUUAAUAUUACCCGGUCUGGCCUGGAUCAUUAUACCACUGCCAAUUUCUCUUCAAUUCAACGGAAUGUUGUAUAAUUCUUGGCGAAUCUUCUUGGCCAUUAUUGGAAUUCCAACGUUAAUGGUAACUCUAGUCGCAACUGCGUAUCCCGAGAGCCCGAAAUUUUUGGUCUCUCAAGGGAAAACGGAGGAAGCUCUGGCAAUUUUACGAAAGAUCUACGCGUUAAACACUGGUCACCAUGAAGAUGAAUACCCGGUAAAAAUAUUGUUACCCGAUGACACCAUGAAUAGUCAUAACGAUAAAGCAUCAUUUGCUGCAUCUGGUGUUCUAACGGAAUUGCUGAAAAAUAUCUGGCAACAAAUGCGUUGCCUUGGAUCGCCGCCGCUCUUGAAAUAUGCUCUUCUUUGUUGUUGCAUCUACUUCGCGAAUAUGUUCGGAUACUACGGUUUCGGUUUAUGGCUGCCAGAGUUGUUCAACCGAUUCGAAAAUUAUCACAAUUUGCACCCGAAUCGAACAGCGAGCGUGUGCAAACUGAUGCACGAGCCUGAAUUAAAAACUGCCAUGCCAUCUGCGAAAAACAUUUUAGUCGAUUCGACAAGUGUCAUGAACGAUUGUUCUCACAAUAUGGACGAGAUGGUGUUCAUCAAUUCAUUAACUAUCAACGCGUUUUGUCUGCUGGGAAACGUCAUUUCUGGCUACAUGGCAAAUCGCGUUGGUCGACGAACGAUGCCAGUGACAACUAUGCUGUUAGCUGGCGUAUUCGGUUUCGCGAUUUACUUCGUCAGGUCUUCCUUGCAAAUUCUCAUGGUGAGCUGCAUGUUCUCGUUGACAAUAGUCACGGCGAAUUUUGUCAUCAGCAGCAUCGUGGUCGACAUAUUCCCAACGAACGUAGGCGCCGUUGCGAUUUGUAUAGUGACCUGUUUCGGUAGAAUCGGCGCCAUCGCCAGUAAUUUAGCUUUUGGAAUGUUACUCGACAUUAGCUGCGAAGUGCCAAUCUUUCUGGUCGGCAGUAUAGUGAUUCUUGGAGGAGCACUGGCGCUCGUUCUUCCAAAGAAGAAAAGUUGAAUCUUUCCCGGUGCGAAGAUGAAAGAAGAGAAGAAGAAUGGUUACUACGCUUAUUACACGUAUACAACGUCCGAUCAUUCCAUGUUUCUCCACGCAUCACAAAUGUCGUUCGUUUUGAAAAUCGUUAGUCCGACACAUCUAAUCGCGUCAUAUUUUUAAAAACAAAUUCGAAGACAGUUCUUCUUUUAUUGUUAACUGUACAUUAGAUGUAGAAAUGAAUUCUUUCCAAUUUUUGGCUGCGCUCAAAGUU